Juglans microcarpa x Juglans regia is the source of this 1662-nucleotide messenger RNA. Its product is annotated as phospholipase A1-IIdelta. Lineage: Eukaryota; Viridiplantae; Streptophyta; Magnoliopsida; Fagales; Juglandaceae. The coding region runs from base 238 to 1497 and encodes 419 amino acids. The record is from RefSeq and is a predicted model, not a curated record. Gene Ontology annotation, biological process: lipid metabolic process. The transcript has a single exon. Gene Ontology annotation, molecular function: glycerophospholipid phospholipase A1 activity.
GUGGCCUGUGGGUCACACCAUGGCCGCCAACUUGAAUCUACCUUCUCCAUUACCACCCAUUUGUAAUCCCCAACGCUAUUUCCCAUUCCUUUUCCCGUAAAAUCCCACAAAACCUUAUUUGUCAAAUGAUGGGUAACAACUAACAAGAGCACAAAACAUACUUUCCCUUCUCAGUCGAUCUCACAUCCCCACAAAGCUCAUUCCCCUCGCAAUCCCAAGCACGCCUCCAUUGAAGCCAUGAACAAAACAAACCAAUCAGCUGAAGCUGAACCGUCAUGGUCAGAACUCUUAGGAAGCAACAGCUGGGAAGGGCUUCUAGACCCACUCAAUCUCUCCCUCCGCAAACUCAUCCUCCGAUGCGGCGACUUCUGCCAAGCCACCUAUGACUCCUUCAACAACGACGAGAACUCCAAGUAUUGUGGCUCAUGCCGCUACGGCAAGGCCUCCUUCUUCCACAAGGUCAUGUUCGAGCCCGCUUCCGACUACCAAGUCGUCUCCUUCCUCUAUGCUACUGCCAAAGUCGGCCAGCGCGAAGCCUUUCUUUUCCACUCGCAGUCCCGCGAGGCCUGGGACCGUGAGUCUAACUGGAUCGGCUAUAUCGCCGUGACCACCGAUGAGGUCAGCCGCGCCUUAGACCGACGAGAAAUCUACGUCGUAUGGCGCGGAACGACUAGGAGCUACGAGUGGAUUAAUGUGUUCGACGCCGACCUCGAGUCUGCCAAGCAGUUGCUUCGUUCAAAUGCGACUGCUGAAGUGGGCAAUGAUGGUAGCAGCAGCAGUAGUGAUAGCGAUGGUGAUAAUGAAAAGGUGCCAAAAGUUAUGAGUGGUUGGCUUACCAUUUACAUCUCGAACGACCCCAAGUCGCCCUUUACAAAAACAAACGCAAGAACACAACUUUUGACCAAGGUCAAGGAGCUGAUGAAGCAAUACAAAGAGGAGAAGUUAAGCGUGACAUUAACAGGGCAUAGUCUUGGUGCAAGCUUGUCGGUCGUGAGCGCUUUUGAUUUGGUGGAGAAUGUCGUUUCUGAUAUUCCGGUUUCAGCCAUUGUUUUCGGGUGCCCACAAGUUGGGAACAAAGCUUUCAAUGAGAGGCUCAAGAAGUAUCCAAAUCUUAAAGUUUUGCAUGUAAAGAACACCAUCGAUUUGAUACCGCACUAUCCAGGGCUGUUGCUGGGGUACAAGUACACAGGGGUCGAGCUGGUGAUAGAUACAAGAAAGUCAACAAGCUUGAAGGACUCGAAGAAUCCGUCUGAUUGGCAUAAUUUGCAGGCCAUGCUGCAUGUGGUGGCUGGGUGGAAUGGGGAGAAGGGGGAGUUUGAGCUGAAGGUGAAGCGAAGCCUGGCUUUGGUGAACAAGUCGUGUGAGUUUCUCAAGGAUGAGUGCUUAAUACCAGGGUCUUGGUGGGUGGAGAAGAACAAAGGGUUGGUGCGUGAUGAGAACGGGGAAUGGGUUUUGGCUCCACCGGAUGAUGAGGACCUUCCUGUCCCAGAGUAUUGACUCUUAGGAACAUCAUGAAUUGAAUGUUUGGUGAAGGUUUGGGGUUUAUCUGUUCCGCGUUCUGAACUUCAAUUUGUAUUUAGUCAUCUGUCGGUGGCAUACACGGAUGCAGCAGCUUCCUCCUUGUUCAUCUAGAACUAGUAUAAUAGAAUGUGCUUCUUAUCU